Aphanomyces invadans is the source of this 1843-nucleotide messenger RNA. Its product is annotated as CAMK protein kinase. The transcript has a single exon. The record is from RefSeq and is a predicted model, not a curated record. NCBI's taxonomy places the organism in Eukaryota, Oomycota, Saprolegniomycetes, Saprolegniales, Verrucalvaceae. Gene Ontology annotation, molecular function: calcium/calmodulin-dependent protein kinase activity; calmodulin binding; ATP binding. Gene Ontology annotation, cellular component: nucleus; cytoplasm. Bases 139 to 1368 code for a protein of 409 amino acids. Gene Ontology annotation, biological process: protein autophosphorylation; peptidyl-serine phosphorylation; intracellular signal transduction.
CCGCCAUUGGUCCGUUUGGAAGCAAGUGAAACGGCGCACCGGCAGCAAGGCGUUCCAUGUCCCUUGUCGGCAUGGUGAGUCGAUGAGCGUGGAUCAUUCCCUGUAGUCGGCAACAAACCACACAACCCACCCAGCCUAAUGGCAUGUCCUGCAAUCUCCCGCUCAAGUCGUUCCAUCGCGUCGCGUAUUCUCGUCACAUCGCCACGCAAUUGUCGCCUAGCUUCCUAUCGCAACCACGCGCCCUCUGCAAUCAAGGUAUUCCCCGAACCAGUGCAGCUUUCGACAUCAAGUGGACUCCUUCAACUCCCAUUGUCCCCGUUUGGUGCGGCGGCGGUAGUUGGCACCACCGCGUUGGGCCUGGGGAAGUUACUGAGCCCUGAUGCGCAAUCCCGAGCGGAGUCGAUCUUGCCUCCACCCCCAACCAUGUCCCCAAAGACAGCAGCAACUAUACAUCCAGCUGCCGACUGGGACCUCGCUGACGAGAUCGGGUCGGGCGCAUUUGGCGUAGUACGGCUCGGCAUCCGUCGUACGACGGGCGAAGUCUGCGCUAUCAAGAUGCUCAAAGAUUCACGAGAUGCUUCAUUGCAGCGCGAGUUGGAAGCUCUGCAGUGGAUCAAGGCCCAAGGUGGCCACAAAAACAUUGUGGACCUCAAGGGCGUCUUCGAGCACGACGGCAAGACGUGCAUCGUAACCGAGCUUGUGUCGGGGGGCGAGCUCUUUAACCACAUUGUCAAGUACGGCGCGUUCGACGAACCGCAUGCGCGGAAAAUGAUGCACGACAUCGUCGAGGCCGUUGCUUUCCUGCACGACCACGGCCUCGUUCACAAGGACUUGAAGCCGGAGAACGUCCUGUUAAGGUUUAAAGACAAACGCUACGACAACCACGCAAAACUCGUCGACUUUGGCAGCGCCGGCCCUCCAUCUCCCGCGGUGGGUACUGACACAGACAUUGGCACGACAGUGUACUUGCCGCCGGAAGUGCUGCGGCGAGGCGACUGCACUCCCGCCGCGGACGUCUGGGCCAUGGGAUGCAUUCUGUACAUCGUGCUGACGGGACGCCAUCCGUUUGACAUUGACGGAACGGCCCCUGAAAAGACGAUCGAAAGCCGCAUCCGCAGGGGCCAUGUUACGUUCAAACAUGCCGCAUGCAAGCACUUGUCCGCCGAAGCCAAGGACUUGAUCCAUCAAAUGCUGCAGAAGGACCCCGAUCUCCGGCCAUCGGCGAAGCAAGUAUUGGCGCACCCGUGGAUGCAGCAGUUCCAACAGCAACAGGUUGUCCAGGCAGUACUGGAUGUCGUCAUGAUGGGGGCCGCUACGACAAGCCAACCUCGCAUCGACGCGAUGCCAAACAAGAUCACCGAAUUGUAGGCUUCUAGCGGGCAUGCGGCGCCUGACUUGGAAAACUUUGGAUCUAUUUAACCCGCCAAACACGAAGAAUUCUGCCACUCGACAUGAAAACAACCUGCUUCCAAAUGGACAUUUUCUCGUAAAAUCGUGUUGAACUGCACGUGUGUGCAAGCAUUUGGACACGUCAAGCAUGACUGUACUGCCGUUCGAACGCUGGAAGUGUGCCGUGGACAAGGGAGACUCCCAGCGUGCUCCACUGGUUAUCUGGCUCAUGGAUAUGGUCGAUAUUGAGAUACAUUCACGAACCUGUGUUGCUUACUUGAGGUAAGUGAGGUUGCUUGACGACUUAACAUACACGCCUUGGCAGGCCACAGUUUCCUUGAAGCCCAUACAAGUAGGCUGUAACACCCUGCCACACGAGCAACUCGACCGCAUAGCGCGACGAGUGGUGGCCAGUGGGGCAAAUCGUCAUGAAGCAGCAAUGUUCAAAAUCCAC